AUGGCCGAAAUAAUCGCCCUCGCCGGGUGUACAAACUCGGGAAAAUCGACAUUGGCGAAGGAAUUUCAAAAAUUCGUAAGUUUGCAUUUUGUCGUAAAAUUCAGUGUUUGCACAGUUUACGAGCUACAGUAACCCUUGUUUGCAGUUUGGUCCCUCGGAAACGACUAUUAUUAAUCAGGAUGAGUUUUAUAAAACUGAGGAUGAGGUAAUCAUAGGAUAAAGUGUUUUUUAUCUAGAAAAAUUUGUUUAAGGUGGAAAAAAUUUACGAUCCGGCUGCCAAGGACCUCACAAAAGAGGGCUAUUAUUGGAGUUUCGACGAAAAAGAGGCGAUUCAUAUCGAUCGAUUUAGGCAAACAAUUGUGGAGGUAUAAUAGCGAAUCUUGCACCGAGAAUAGGCAUUUAGUUUUCAGGCCUCGAAACACUACAAAUAUGUGAUAUUGGACGGAAAUAUGAUCACCGAAAUGGACGAGAUUUUGGAACUUUGCGAUCGGAUAAUUGUGAUGACUUUGGACGUGGUAACGAAAGUGCCGUAAUCCUGGAAAACGCGUUUUUUAUUCAGAAAACGUGCCGCCGUCGCCGAGAAGCCCGCACGGACUACGUUCCGCCGGACAGCCGCGGAUAUUUCGAUCAUGUCGCCUUCCCGGCCUACUUGAGACAUUUGGAACGAGCCAGACACCUCAGUACGCGCCCUUUUUAGGCCCUGAUGAUUGUAUUUUAAAAUUGUUCACUUUUAGGCCGAACCGACGCUCGGAUCACUUUCAUCGACGUGUCCGAAUCGAGAUUCGAAGAGAAAAACGAGUCGAUUGUGGAUUUCCGGCGACAAAUUCUCAAUGAUCACAUCAAAAUUACCAGCGAAAAGUUGGAUGUGGAACUGGCGCAGAGACUCGUCGCCGAGUGAGUUCACCGCUAUUUGGAUUUCAAAAAAUGGCUCCGGGACAUUUCGAAACCAAUUCAGUACAAGUAUUUAAAAAUUCAAAAAACCGCCAAAUUCGCAGUAUGGACAGUAAUUUUUCAUAUUGCUCAGAUUAAAAACGUGUUCUUUUUUUCUGCUGGAAAUAGAUGUUUUUUCACUGUUUUUUCUCGGCUUUGUUCUGUGUUUUUGUCGAACAUUCUUAUUAUCUAACUUUUCGAUCGUUCUCUUUCCGCACAAUUCCGUUGUUUUCGCGAAUAAUUUUGUUAAGUUAUACGUUUGUGGUAGUAUAAAUCAGACUUGCCAAAUUACGGGCCGAAAAUUUGCUGGCCCGGCCCGGUCGGCCCGGCUCAAAAGGCGCGAAUUCAAAUUUUUGGGGGAAAUCUAUUUUUUCGUUUUUUUUUUUUGCGGGUAUCAAAAUUAAAACUUUUGCUUUGAUGCCAAUAAAAACUAUUUUUGAGAACUACAUUUCUUUUUUAUGCUCGAGAUACUUGCAAAAUUCGUUAGUUCUACGAAAAACAAACAUUUUAUUUAAUCAAUCGUUCAAAAUUUGGAUUCCCGCUUUUUGAACCGGGCCGGAGUUUUGAAAAUUUUGGCCCGGCCCGUGGCAACUCUGGUAUAAAUAGUCCGAAAUCAUAAUUAAUUGCAAAAAUACACUUAACAUGCAUUUCUACCGCGAAUUUGGCGGUUUUUUUGAAUUUUUAAAUAUUUGUGCUGAAUUGGUUUCGAAAUGUCCCGGAGCCCAAAAAAAUCAUAGCGAUUUGCAGCCCGACGUGCGGCGCGAUCUCAACGUUCAACGGCGUGACGCGGAACCACCACUCGGGCCGUCGUGUCGAGAGCCUCUCGUACGACUGCCACGACCUGAUGGCCUACAAAAAACUGCGCGCGAUCUGCCAGCAAACUCGCACUCUCUUCCCGGACGUCUCGAAAAUUGUCAUCUUCCACCGCAUCGGCGUCGUCGGAAUCGGAGACUCUUCCGUCCUCAUCGCCACCUCAUCGCCCCAUCGCAAGUCGGCCAUUUCGGCGACAGAGAAGCUCAUCGACCUGCUGAAAGAGGAAGUGCCCAUUUUUAAGUACGAACUGUACUCGAUCGGAAAUCAAGGCGCUUGGAAGUCGAAUGUCGAAGAUUGCAAGAACGUUGAUUAG
Molecule: messenger RNA, 2056 nt
Organism: Caenorhabditis sp. 36 PRJEB53466
Lineage: Eukaryota; Metazoa; Nematoda; Chromadorea; Rhabditida; Rhabditidae
Source: the annotation of a GenBank genome assembly